UUCUCUCUCGUCACCGUUUCUUUUUCUCUCAUUAAAACCCUAACUCCACAGUCGGUUACUUUCUCUCUCCUCCCCCCAUAUCUCUCUCUCUCUAAAACGUACAUUAUUUAAUGUAUCUAUAGCUGCAUUUUCCUUUUCCGGUUGUUUUAUAUACGUUUAUUUUUUUUACGCUGUUCGAUUGACGGUUACAGACUCGUCUCUGGGGGAUUGCGAAGCUCGAAUUCAGUUGUCGGUGGGUUGAUUCCCAUUCGUUUCCAACUGUUACGGCGGAGAUACUGGCCGUAAGUGAAGUGGCUGAUGGGAGCUAGAUUGGUUGGUGCAUUGGCAAGGAAGUCAUGGUCCACGUCAAGAAGGAAAUAUGUACACCAGAGUCAGCAAAAGAAGUCACAUUUGUUUCAUAUUCCUCGUUUUCCGAGAGCAGUUCUGACAUUGUCACUCCAAGAUGUUCCUCUGAUUCUGGUUUAAGUGUUCACAGACGUACUGGUCCUGCUAGACGUUCAUCACAAGCUGGAUGGACAAUUGAAGAGGAUAAGCUGCUCACUGAAUUGGUACAGCGGUUCAAUGGGAGGAAUUGGAAAAAAAUAGCUGAAUACAUGUCCGAAAGGACAGAUGUCCAGUGUUUGCAUCGUUGGCAAAAAGUUCUGGAUCCAGGCCUGGUCAAAAGCCCUUGGACAAAAGAGGAGGAUGAUCGUAUUACUGAGUUAGUUGCGGAGUUUGGUUCUAAGAAAUGGGCAGCUAUUGCAAAGUUUUUACCUGGUCGAAUUGGCAAGCAGUGCCGAGAAAGGUGGCAUAAUCACCUGGAUCCAGCAAUUAGAAAAGAUCCAUGGACUAAAGAGGAGGAAGCAAUUCUAACUCACUACCAUCAAGUUCUUGGUAAUAAAUGGGCAGAAAUUGCAAAGUAUCUACCCGGAAGGACUGACAAUGCUAUAAAAAACCACUGGCAUUGCUCGGUGAAGAAGAGACCUGAUUUAAAUUUGCCUCGUGUCUCUGCGCCAGAAUUGCAAGGAAAUACAUCUGUUCAUAUCUGCAAAGCUGAAGAAAAAGUGCAACCCAAACGCUCGGCCCAGAAAAGGGUCCCUCAGAACACCGGUGGUACCUGUUCAACAAACUUUGCCAAUUUUUUUGGGGAAAAUUUCGAGACAAAACCCGUUUUCUUGGGUAUUGGCAGAUCAUCUGAGGGAGUGAGGAAUCUAAUCGAGCACCCAAAUCAAAAUCAGUGUGACAGAUCUUCUCUCAUUACAAGUCACAGUUAUACCAAACCAAAAACCAACUCAUUGAAUAAUACCAUGGAUCCUUGCUUUUACGUCAAAACAGGUCAUGCUAAUCUUGAUGUUCCUCCAAUUACACAUGCAAGAACAUUGGAUUCUCCUAAUAGGUCUAGGUAUAAUCCAUGUGGAAACGACGACAUGUCUGAUUGCUCACCUAUCGGCACCCUUUUGAGUUUGUCACUGUGUGGAUCUACUGACGAGAGUCAACGAGCAGGGAAAAGAUUAAAAUUUUAUGAGCCAUCCCAGUUAACUCCGUUAGAUGUUAAAAAUGUCAACAAAAACAACGAGCUUGCUAAUUCCUAUCCCAGUAGUAACCUGUCAUUGAGUAUCUCUAGUAAUGAUUGUAGCCCCGAACUUAUGCUGAAGACUUCGGCUAUGAGUUACAGAAAUACGCCUUCAAUCAUAAGAAAGAAAUUUGUUACAGAAGCUGAACAGGCGAUUGACUUUAGUAGCCUCAGCACGCCUCCAUCUGUUAUUUCACUUCAGCGUGCUUCUGGCGGUGAAGAUGUGAAUGCUUUAAGCUUGAUGAGUGAGAAAAGUUGCUUGCAUUCGAAGCUCACGUCGUCUAUUAGUGGACAACCUCUGGAAAGACGUCUGGAAUAUGCGUUUGAUUUGGAGUGGGAUUCAGCCACUGGUAGACGUUGUACUCCUGGCUCUAAAAGUGGUGCUAAAUUUGAUGCCAAGAUGAUGUUGACUCCAUGAAGAAGUUUGGUGUCGUACAAACUAUCAUUAUAGAGCAGAUAGACCAUCUUGCAUGCGCAAUAAUAAAGGUACGUCGUAUCAUUUCUUUUAUUACUUGCGUGAAAAAAAUAAUCGAGCUGCAGACAUUUUCAAGAAUUCGUUAUUUUAUUGUCACACGACAAGAAACUAUACAGAUAUUUUGUUUUUGUUAGAACAAAACUCUUGUUUUAUAUUGUGACAUAACUCGUGUUUAUAACCUUUUUUCAGCUAUAUAUAUAUCAAAGGAGGCGAUGAACAUAAUAAGAGUCGAGACUUGGUGCCGUAUACAUGAAUUUUGAAGUGUUUCAUACGAGAGCAUUUCUCUAAAUAAUUCCUGAAUGCGUAAGAUUCCAGGAGGGUGAUCUAAUGACUGUAUACAGGUUGCUUGUAAUUAAACAACAAUAAGAACAUCUAGUCAUUAUUAUAAUAGUCAAAAUAAUCUUUCGUGGGUUUUCGAUAAUUAAACUUGACAUUUUUUAUGCCAAAUGUUUGAAUGCUGUUUAAUUUGCUUAUAUGUUUG
This is a messenger RNA of Erythranthe guttata (spotted monkey flower), 2508 nucleotides long. Lineage: Eukaryota; Viridiplantae; Streptophyta; Magnoliopsida; Lamiales; Phrymaceae. The record is from RefSeq and is a predicted model, not a curated record.